AUGCCAAAGACAAGCAACGGAGAAACACCGUUCAGCCUUGUCUAUGGGUCCGAAGCCGUGAUUCCAGCAGAGAUUGGCCUCCCAUCCCCAAAAAUGCUUUCCAUGAAUAUGAUUAACAAUGAAGAAGAAAGAAGGCUAGACCUAGACCUUCUAGAAGAGAGAAGGGAGAUGGCAGCAAUCAACGAAGCGAAGUACAAGACAAAGUUGGAAAAAUAUUACAACAGAAAGGUCUGCAUCUGCACGUUUAACCCCGGCGAUUACGUCCUAAGGGACAACGAAGCGUCUAAUGCCGAAAAACCGGGCAAAUUAGCCCCAAGUGGGAGGGACCUUAUGUUGUAG
This is a messenger RNA of Helianthus annuus (common sunflower), 339 nucleotides long. RefSeq lists its product as uncharacterized. Lineage: Eukaryota; Viridiplantae; Streptophyta; Magnoliopsida; Asterales; Asteraceae. The record is from RefSeq and is a predicted model, not a curated record. The transcript has a single exon. The coding region runs from base 1 to 339 and encodes 112 amino acids.